AUGGAAUUGCUCAAUUUGCUUGCUCUGUCGUUUUUAUUGGAUAUACAAACAUUCAAAAAAGACAAACGACGGUUGAUCCUUUUUGGAAUUGGUUCAUUUAUAGCAUUUCAUAUAAUUAAUUUACCUUGGACUUUUUAUACGGAAAAACUUGAUUAUAUAAAAUUAGCGCCGAACUCAACAAAUGAAAAUACUUCUUAUAGACGAAGUUGCUCUAGGCGUUAUAUUUGGUGUGAUGAUAUACGCAGAAUUCCAUUAAGAAUCUAUAUAUUCAGUACUGUUGUAUUAUCCGGCCUUGGUUUUCCAUUUAUGUCAUCGCCAACUGGAUCACUUCUCUCAGAGAUAUUAGGACCAGGUCAUUGA
This is a messenger RNA of Dracunculus medinensis (Guinea worm), 360 nucleotides long. The record is from the annotation of a GenBank genome assembly. Lineage: Eukaryota; Metazoa; Nematoda; Chromadorea; Rhabditida; Dracunculidae.